AUGGCGAGCGAUACUGACGAUAUAGAACAAAAUAUAGAAAAUUUGAAAACGACGGUAAAGCAAUCUUUUGCUCGCAUUUAUGCCAGUCUUAAAGCUAGAGAACUGAAGACUUUACGCCAGCUUGAUGUUAUUAGGAAACAAUGUCAAGACAACAAAGACUUGGAGAGAAACUGUGUUCAGAAUGUACAAAUAUGUUUUAGCAACGAGUCCAGUUUAUUACAAUAUAUAUCUAACUAUGGUGUUAUAGAUUUUGAAAGACUUAAUUUUGAUAGCAUUACGUUUUUACUCGAGGAUUAUGUGAGUCCUAACGACGAUCAUAUGUAUUCUUAUAAAACUAUUGAAGAGAUAACUAAAGAAGAAGAUAUCAAGCAGCUAGAAGCAAUUGAGGAGGCAGCCAUCAAACAGAUCACUGAGACAGAGGAUUGUGUGUGUUAUGUUAAUGUACAUAGUAGCGAUGUAGCCAAAAAAUUCAGAGACGUAGAGCCUGAAAUAACAAGUACUAGUUCAUCGAAGAACUCAACGGAAAACGAUUCAAAUUUAAAGGAUGAUUUGAUAGUUGAAAAUAAUGUAGAAGAUGAAAAAUCUGAAUCCGACGACAGUGAAGUGAAGAAAAUAAAUCCUACCGACGAAUGGCUUAACUCAAUAAAAGGCCAAACAGAAACAGAACCUACUCAAGUUAAUGAUGUGAUGGAACACAGUACAAUCACCUGUUCCUAG
Molecule: messenger RNA, 717 nt
Organism: Danaus chrysippus (African queen)
Lineage: Eukaryota; Metazoa; Arthropoda; Insecta; Lepidoptera; Nymphalidae
Source: the annotation of a GenBank genome assembly